AUGGGUGUAGGAGGUGACAGUGAACUUGGAGGAAAAGAACCUGUUGAAGGAGCUGGGAGCACUAAGGUAGACAGAAUUAAAGCAGACUACGGCAUAUUUGGCCAGGUGUUGUACCAUGUGGUGUCGUUCACUGAGGGUUACGAGCAGCAGGUGUUGUACUUGUGCAUGAGGAUCUUCGAGUCAACUAUGAGCUUCACCAAGAGCCAACGGACAAUGCUGAUGACUGUGUCGAUCAUGUCGCGGUUGUGCUUCUCGUUAGUGUGGGGAUUGCUGGCGGACGCGUUUGAGACUAACCUGGUGAUGGCUGCUGGGUUGUUAUUCAUGGGCAUCGCCUCAAUACUGCUAAGCGCCACGUCACGCUUCUCCUCGAUCCUAUUCUUACGCUUCUUACACGGUGCCGCAUUUGGUUGUAUUUACCCAGUGCAGCAAAAGAUUAUUUCGGAUGAAGAUGAUGAGCAGAGCGGCAACAGCAGCACGUUUACACGUAUUCAUGCGCUGAAUUGCAUCGGCCGUAUGCUGUGUGCUGCAAUAACCACGGAGGCUGCUCAAAACAUCUUGCUGGGGUUCAUCGGCUGGCGCGUGUCAUACAUUGUGCUGGGCUACCUGUGGAUUUCGGUUGGCAUCGCUAUUGUAUUUGCAAUGCAAACUGAGAAGGUACUAACUACUCCGUAUGGAUCUAUGGAUAAAUUUGUCAAACAAAUAUCCGGCUCAUUUUCUGCGGUUUUCUCGAAUUGGUCAUCAUUUCUGUGUAUAUUUACUAUGUUGAUCGCAGAGGCUCCGAUGUGCACUCUGCCGUACAUGAUCACGUAUCUGGAGUACCUGGGAGUAUCCGACAUGAAGGUUGGUAUUGCGAUUUUGGUCACCACGAUUGGCGGCGCAGCAGGGACUGCAGCUGGAGGUAUAGUUAUCGAAAAUAUUACGAAGAUGCAUCCAAGGUAUGGUGAGCUGAUUGCUGGCAUAGUCGUAAUGGGCGUGAGAUUAAUCGUUUGUGUCUUGUUCUUCGUGUCUCCGGCACCGGACGGACGUUUGAUGUGGUACCACUACAUAGAGUUUGCGGUUCUCGGUGCUACUUUGGUAACGGUUGGCGGCGUGGAUAGACCCAUUAUGAGAAAAGUAAUCCCGGACAGGUACCAGGCUAGCGCAUCCGCCAUCAUCCAGUGCAUAUCGGGUAUCUCGGUCAGCGUCAGUUUCGUGGAAAUAUUCGCGUACGUGUCGGAGAAGCUGCAUGGUUACGCCCCGUCAACACAGGCAAUUGAUGACAUGGACGCGGCUCUAAAGGAUAAUAACACCGAAGCCCUGAGGAAGUCGACCAUGUACAUGAUCGUGGUAGGAUCACUGCUUAACAUCGCCUGCUAUGGCGCACUAUUUGCCACGUAUGAGGAGGAUAAGAAGGAAAUCAAAAAGGAAAAUGUGAAGGUAUGGGUGGAAAGAAAGGAAAUACAAGCAGAAAAGGAAAAAAGGAAAUUGAGUCCGAAGACUGAAAAUGAAGUUGCAAUCACAGAGGCAGAUCUACAGCAAACUGUUCGGUCAGAGGGACGACCAAAGGAAGUGCCAGUGGCAGACCCAGAAGGGGAAAUGCAAUGGGGAGAAGAACCAAGUCGCAGAGAAAGCGAUGAGGUGCCAAUGACCAAAGAACAGCAACUAGAAUUCAUUCGCAAAGGUGGUAAAGACUGA
Messenger RNA from Babesia bigemina, 1674 nucleotides. RefSeq lists its product as hypothetical. The transcript has 2 exons. NCBI's taxonomy places the organism in Eukaryota, Apicomplexa, Aconoidasida, Piroplasmida, Babesiidae. Gene Ontology annotation, cellular component: membrane. Gene Ontology annotation, biological process: transmembrane transport. Gene Ontology annotation, molecular function: transmembrane transporter activity. The record is from RefSeq and is a predicted model, not a curated record. Bases 1 to 1674 code for a protein of 557 amino acids.